Photinus pyralis (common eastern firefly) is the source of this 798-nucleotide messenger RNA. RefSeq lists its product as uncharacterized. The record is from RefSeq and is a predicted model, not a curated record. The transcript has 2 exons. Gene Ontology annotation, molecular function: DNA binding. Lineage: Eukaryota; Metazoa; Arthropoda; Insecta; Coleoptera; Lampyridae. Gene Ontology annotation, biological process: DNA recombination; DNA integration. The coding region runs from base 2 to 640 and encodes 212 amino acids.
GAUGUGGAGUAAAUAUUCAAUGUUACGUACCACAUUACUUAUAAACGACAACGUUGACAUUAAGUAUGCAAAAGUCAUAGCUUUGCUUAUACGUCAAGGAAAUGGGUAUAAACCAAAGAAAGCUAAAAUUUUCUGUAGGAAUGACCUAAACAGAUUACUUUCGGAGGCGCCCGAUGACUAUUACUUGCAAAUGAAGGUUGCUUUAAUUAUUGGACUUGCCGGAGCUUGCCGUUGCGAUGAGCUAAUUAAAUUGACAUUGCAUGAUAUUCAGGAUAAUGGAGACAUAUUAGUUGUGAAAAUACCCGAUAGCAAAACAAAAAUGCAAAUAACAUUUGUAAUCACUAACGAAACCAUUAAUGGAACAAGUGUACAUGGAAUUUAUAGAAAAUAUGUUUCAUUACGCUCUGCUAAAACUGAACAUACAAGAUUUUUUGUUAAUUACAUAAAAGGGAAGUGCACCAUCCAAGUCAUAGGGAAAAAUACAAUUGCCAAAAUACCAUAUAAAAUUGCAAAGUACCUCGAGCUACCAGAUGCAGAAGGUUACACUGGGCAUAGUUUUCGGCGCACCUCCGCGUCUUUGUUGGUUGAUGCUGGAGGAGAUUUAUUGAGAGACACGGAGGAUGGCGCUCUACCAACGUAGCCGAGGGCUAUUUAGGAGAAUCAAUCGUAAAAAAAAGUAAAGUUUCUAACCAAAUUACAUGCGGAAUGCUCUCCUCAAAAGUUUCUGGAGAACAUCAAAUGAACUCUACAAACAUUGACAAGUACAGGUUUCAACGUUAAUCAAUCUUCCUCACCUUU